CUCUCGCCAAAGUUACGAAAUCUGCCCUCUUAUGGCGCCAAGGAUUGACCGCGACUCGUAAUAGUUUAAGAACAUUUACAAAAUGGAAUUAACUUUAUUUUCUUAAUAAGAAAUGGCUGCGCAAGGAAGUAGUAAUCAAGCAACAGAUUUCUGUUUGAAGGAAAACUUUCUGGCCGCUUUUGAAACAAUAAAAUUCUCAAGUGUCGGGACUCUUGAGGAUCCGUCAGAUGUUGAACGAAGACUUCUAGCUUAUAAAUACAUGGUUGCAACGAAAUUCGAUUCAAAGGAGACUGCAGCGACUCUACUCAAAAGAGGUCUGGAAUCAUACCAAAGUCCAUUAAUAUCUGGAACUGACAUUGGCAGCUACUUUCAACGAAUAAAGGUAAUUCUUCCACAUCUCGAUAACGGUCCAAUCAAAUGGAAAUCAGCUUUAUCCGAUGCUGGAUCGGUACUUCAAACACAGGACCAUUUAAAAUGUAGUACUAAGGAUAACAAACUCUGUGAAGAACAAUAUUCUAACAAGCAAAUAGAGAAUUUGGUUAAUUCUUGGAAAGGUAAAAGUCAUUCGCUUCAAUUUAAACCAAGGUGUAGCAAUAAAAAGCUUCAACAAGAUACUGAGAAUAAUAGUGACGAUGAAGAAGAAAGGAAGCCUAUUGAAAGGACUUAUAAUUCUCGGCAUACAAACGUCAAACGUAAGCGUGCUGGAUUUCAGUAUUUUAGGCCUGAACGUAGUACAAGUCCUGAGAAUGUGCAGGAAGACAAGGAAUUAAGCAAAUCGGAAGACAUUUAUAGAGGUUCCAGUUCGCGAACGUUUGAUACAAAAAAUUAUGGCUCAUCGUGGAAUAAAGAGGAUGAAGAGAAGCAUACGGCCAAAUUUCUUGGAUUCAGGUCAGCUCGAGCUGAAUUCCAGUCUCAGCAACUUAAAUCAAACAAACCACAGCAGAAAAAGACGCUUGGAGGUCGAGGUUCCGUUAACUCUAAGUUUGUUUGUCCAUUAAAACGGGAAAAUAACGAACCAUCAACAUUUGAAGGUUCCAAGGCCAAUGAGGCAAUGGAUGUCGAAGAUGAACGAUUAAAAAACAUAGAUCCAAAAAUGAUAGAGCUAAUUCGUAAUGAAAUCAUGGACAGUGGAGUGCCAAUUACCUGGGACGACAUAGCAGGUCUAGAAUAUGCAAAAAAGACUAUAAAAGAAAUUAUAGUCUUUCCAAUGCUGAGGCCUGAUAUUUUUACUGGAUUGAGAAGACCCCCGAAAGGGGUUUUAUUAUUCGGACCACCAGGAACUGGAAAAACUUUAAUCGGCAAAUGUAUUGCUUCGCAAAGUAAAUCCACUUUCUUCUCGAUCUCUGCAAGCUCGCUAACUUCAAAAUGGAUUGGCGAGGGUGAAAAGAUGGUUCGGGCAUUAUUUGCAGUCGCCAGAGUACAUCAGCCAUCCGUAGUUUUUAUCGAUGAAAUCGAUUCACUAUUGACUCAAAGAUCGGAAACCGAGCACGAAAGCUCUCGAAGAAUUAAAACAGAAUUUUUAGUGCAGCUUGACGGUGCAGCAACUGCGGAGGAGGAUCGAAUCCUGGUAGUAGGAGCAACGAAUCGACCCCAGGAAUUAGACGAAGCGGCUCGUAGGAGACUUAUUAAAAGGCUUUAUGUUCCAUUGCCAGAGCUUGAAGCUCGUAAACAAAUAAUUGUUAAUCUUUUGUCCUCCGAGAGGCAUAGUUUAACUACUAGGGAUAUCGAAGAGAUCGCUGAGUUAUCUAAAGGAUAUUCAGGUGCUGACAUGACAAACUUGUGCAAAGAGGCUAGUAUGGGUCCAAUUCGUAGCAUACCCUUUAAUCUGUUGGAAAAUAUUAAGAAAGAAGAUGUUAGGGAAGUAACAGUGGAAGACUUUAAACAGGCAUUGACGUAUGUUCGAUCAAGUGUUUCGCAAGCUGACUUAUCGAUCUAUGUUGAGUGGGACCGCACUUAUGGAACUGGAACAGCUCAAAAUUACACUUUGUAAUACCAUUUGAAAAUAUAAUUUUUUAUAUUAAUGUGAAGUAUUCAGUAUCAAAUAUCACACAGUAGACAAUGUAUCUUCAUUAAGAAACAUUAGUUAAAAUUAACGUGAAACCCUUUAUCUUAUAUAAAUAAAAACUAUUAUUUAUGACACUGGGUAUACGAAGAAAGUUCUUUUACAUGGCUACAAGAAUAUCACACGAGAUUUAUGUACAUAUAAGAACUAAUGAUUUAAACACUCUGGCCUUUUAAAACAUAAGACCUAACAGAUUUUUGUAAUAUGUACGGCAGUCUCGCUUGCUGCAAUUAAAUACUGCUCAUUCUGGUAA
This is a messenger RNA of Orussus abietinus, 2315 nucleotides long. RefSeq names its product fidgetin-like protein 1. Gene Ontology annotation, molecular function: ATP hydrolysis activity; ATP binding; microtubule severing ATPase activity. The coding region runs from base 113 to 1990 and encodes 625 amino acids. NCBI's taxonomy places the organism in Eukaryota, Metazoa, Arthropoda, Insecta, Hymenoptera, Orussidae. The record is from RefSeq and is a predicted model, not a curated record. The transcript has 2 exons.